AUGGCACAAACUGCAGCCAAAAAGUUACUGGUCGUGGGAGGCACAGGUUUCCUUGGUCAAAGCAUUUGUAAACAUGCAACGCGUCAAGGUUGGGAGACUGUCAGUUUAAGUCGCCAUGGUGUUCCUGCAACUUUUCAACAAGGACCACGACCUUCAUGGGCUGAUAAGGUGCAAUGGGCAUCGGGUGAUAGCCUGGAUCCUACCAGCUACGGGCCUCUUUUGGAAAACGUCACGGAUAUUGUACAUACGGUGGGGAUCAUUUCCGAGGUGGAUUACAAGAGCUUGGCCAAUGCAAAGAAUCUUUGUGAAGCAGCAUCUGGAGCUUCACGUGUCUUGGGUGAAAUGAUUGGUAUGCGAGAUCGAGGAAAUCCGUUUGACGCAAAACACCCGGCACCUACUUUUGAACGCAUGAAUCGUGACACAGCUGUGGCGUUGGCCCAAGAAGCUGCCAAAUUAAGCACCAUGGAUGCUUUCGUCUACAUUUCGGCUUCAGACGUCUUCCCCUUGGUCGAUCCACGAUAUAUCAGCUCCAAACGCCAGGCUGAAAAGUACCUGUUUUCAAGACCGGAAUUCCGUACUAUAGCACUUCGACCAGGUUUCAUGUAUAGCCAAGAUCGUCCCGUUGCCAUGCCAGUAGCUGCAGCUAUUCAAUUGGCCAACAUGGUAACCAGCCCCGUAACCAAGGAAAUCAAUUCUUUGCCUUUUGGAUCAAGUCUUACGACUCCACCUCUUCAUAUCGACACUGUUGCCAAGGCUGUCAUUGCUAGCAUCAACGCACCCAAACUUAAAGGCAUCUUCGAUGUACAAGGCAUUCAACGUUUAUCACAUGCAUAA
Messenger RNA from Lichtheimia ornata, 834 nucleotides. RefSeq lists its product as uncharacterized. Bases 1 to 834 code for a protein of 277 amino acids. The transcript is spliced from 6 exons. The record is from RefSeq and is a predicted model, not a curated record. Gene Ontology annotation, cellular component: mitochondrion. Lineage: Eukaryota; Fungi; Mucoromycota; Mucoromycetes; Mucorales; Lichtheimiaceae. Gene Ontology annotation, molecular function: protein-containing complex binding.